UCUAAUUCUUCCCUUCUGGCACUGCAGCAUAUCUUGGUUUUGCUACACUACUAUCAUCGGGACCAACUGCAAGAGGUGUGGUUCAUGCUCAUGGCGGCAACAGCUGCUUCCAGCGUGAGACUUUCCACCACAGGGGCGGUCUCCACGAAGGCACAACUCCCCAGGCCGCAGCGGCCUCAUGCGAGGCUCCUCCCGCUUCUCGGUGGCCGGCGCCGCGCGGUGCUCGCCGCGAGCGCCCCGUCGACUCCGCCCGACAUCUCCGACAAGGUAUCGGAGAGCAUCAAGAAGGCGGAGGAUGCGUGCUCGGGCGACGCGGUGAGCGGGGAGUGCGCGGCCGCGUGGGACGAGGUGGAGGAGCUCAGCGCGGCGGCCAGCCACGCCCGGGACAAGCUCAAGGCCAACUCCGACCCCCUCGAGAACUACUGCAAGGACAACCCCGAGACCGACGAGUGCCGCACCUACGACAACUGAAGGCCCGAGACAAGCAUGCAGAAGCGAUUGCAUGCACUGUUCGACUGCAGAGUGCAUGCAGAAAUAGUGUAUUAUCUCUAUACACUUACUUGCAUGUUUGUUUAAUGAUUAAGAUAAAUUGGUGUUCUUAUCUAUUGGAGAAACAUCGAUCAAUCAUCUUUGUGGGAAUCGAUAGGGUAUUUUCCACACACAAUAUAUUGUGUUUUCUGUCUUCACCAGAUCUAACGAUGUUCAGGCUUCCUAGAUAAUCGAUACAAGCUUAGAUUUGCUUGUUAAUUGAUCAA
Messenger RNA from Musa acuminata subsp. malaccensis (wild Malaysian banana), 755 nucleotides. Its product is annotated as calvin cycle protein CP12-1, chloroplastic-like. Gene Ontology annotation, biological process: negative regulation of reductive pentose-phosphate cycle. The record is from RefSeq and is a predicted model, not a curated record. Gene Ontology annotation, cellular component: chloroplast. Lineage: Eukaryota; Viridiplantae; Streptophyta; Magnoliopsida; Zingiberales; Musaceae.